UCAUGAGGAUACUAAAUGCAGUGGAUCCCUCACCAGCUGGAUUACAAAGAGCACAGCUACCAUUUCUUCGAUGGACCUUUUAAUGCCUACAGUCUCAGAUCAACACAGCCUGACCCUCCUGCACCAUCAGCAGCAAGAGCAGCAGAAACCCCUCAACAGCAACAUUGUACCCCAUCAGGUGGAUCAACCUUUCCAAAGUACCCACGGAUUAUACCGUUCCUGGGAUUGCUGAACGCUGUGCUGUUGAUAACGGCUGUUGUUAUUGGAGUUAACUGUGCCAAAGUCAAAGAGGGCUCUUUGCACAUUUCCAACCCAGCUGUAACACAGCUCUUCAGUGAGCUCGACUAUCUCCGAAGCAACCACAGCGAUGUGAUUGAAGCUGAAGAGGAGGCCAAGAAGGCGUUAGAGAGCGCGAUCAACAACCACAAAGAAGUAAAGGUGAAAAUUGAGCAGCUGAAGACCGUCAAUGAUGGUUAUCAGAAACAGAUGCAAGCACUGCAAAUGGAGAAGGCAAACCUGAAGUCCAAUAUAUCAACUUUAGAGGAAUCUUGCGGCGGAUGCCUCCCUGGUUGGGCUCUUUUCAACUCGUCCUGCUAUUUCUUCUCCUACAUCGAGUCCUCUACUGUCAAAAAGAACUGGCAUGAGAGCAGAGAGGACUGUGGUAGUCGUGGAUCUGACCUGGUUGUGAUCGAUAACCAGGAAGAGCAGAAAUAUGUGAGUAACAUGAUCCAAAAUAUGAAAACCACUUCUAAUAUCUGGGAGAAUGGAUUCUGGAUUGGAAUCACUGACAUGGAGAAUGAGGGGACCUGGGUAUGGAUUAAUAAUGUCACAGAGGUAGAACAAAGGUACUGGAUGGAUGGAGAACCGAACAACAUUGGAAAUGUGGGAGAACAUUGUGGGGUGACAGUUCACUCCACCUUUAAUCCCUGGAAGACCCGUUAUGAUGGAAAGUGUGACUUUCAGCAGCUGCACUGGAUAUGUGAAAUGUAAUAAAAAAACACCUCUUUUCACUCCUAAUAUGAUGCUCAAGCAGUCUGUAAUAGAUAUGAGUAAAACAUUUUUAACCAUAAAUUAUUUUAGCAGUUUUCUGCUAAUUCUUCAUAUUUAGAAUCUACAGCAGUGCAGUAACAUUCAAAUUACUUUAGAGGCCUGUAAUAAUUAACAUUAUUUAAGAAAUAAAAAUCCAUUAAGUAAGUAAGUAAGUAAAUGCCACGCACCAGACAAGAUGACGAAAACCACCUAUAAGAAGAAGCAGCACAUAUACUGAAAGAAUAUUUUAAAUUGAUCUACUGUUCUUGCUGUGUCAACUGUUUGAUAGCCGUGUUUUUGUGUCUUUGAAUUGUGUGUUUUUGUCAUGUUUUUUCAAUAAAAAAAUCUCUAGCUGAA
Oreochromis niloticus (Nile tilapia) is the source of this 1386-nucleotide messenger RNA. RefSeq names its product CD209 antigen. The transcript is spliced from 7 exons. The record is from RefSeq and is a predicted model, not a curated record. NCBI's taxonomy places the organism in Eukaryota, Metazoa, Chordata, Actinopteri, Cichliformes, Cichlidae. The coding region runs from base 16 to 990 and encodes 324 amino acids.